Molecule: messenger RNA, 306 nt
Organism: Aureobasidium pullulans EXF-150
Lineage: Eukaryota; Fungi; Ascomycota; Dothideomycetes; Dothideales; Saccotheciaceae
Exons: 2
Coding region: 1-306 (101 amino acids)
Source: RefSeq, a predicted model, not a curated record
AUGACUACAUACCUUCUGUUCUGCACCGCAGAUAUCUCUCCGAACACGAUCACCAAGCUGCUCGAACAGCCAAGGACGAACUGUUUCGUGCUCGCAAAGGAUCCAUCUCAAGCCAGCUUCGACCACUGGCGCACGAAUCCACCUAUCCACGCUUUCCAGAAUGGCUUCAUAGGUUGGGAUGCUGCUCGGAUUCAACGUUACCUUGAGGGAGAACUCCCAGAAAGCGCAUUGAAUCCCAAGACGAAUAUCACUAAGGAGCAGUUUGCUAUGCUCGAUAAGAAAAGCGAAAGACAAAGACAGUGGUGA